AUGCUGGGCACCGACGAGCACAAGCCGUCGCUCGCCUCGCCGUCUGCAUCCUUCGCGUUCGACAUCCAGCCCAAGCAGCUCAUGCCCCAGCAGCUGCCCACCCAGCACCAGGCUGACGGCGGUCUGCUCACCACCGAGCCACUCCACGCCAUGCCCGCACAGCGUGUCGAGGCCGCCGGCGCGUCGACGACUUCGUACGAGCCAUGGCAGCAGCACGCUUCUCACUCGGCGGCGGCGGCGGGCGGGCAGGCCGGGCGGUGGUACGAGGGACAUGCGGCGCAGAACGGGGGUGCUCACACGGCAGAGCACGCGCAGCAGCAGCAGCCGUACGCGACGUACACGCCGACCCAACACCUCCCCACCCCCGUGCCUUACCCGACCUCGCAACCGUCGGCGCUCGCUGCGUACACGGGGUGGCAGAACCACGGCCAGCACGCAUCCUACCAGCCCUACCACCUCCCGCCCAUCGACGCGCCCAGCUCGCAGCCAGCCGGCGCACAGUACGAGCAACCGGUCACUCCCGCUCUCUCUACUUAUGCCCAGCAGCCGUAUCCGCGCAGCGACUCGUACGCUCCUUACGCCCAGCAACACUCGUACUCGAGCUCUCACUCGGCGACGCCAGGCGACACCCCGCCCGCGCACCUCUCGUCGAACGAUGCGUACCGGCCUCCGCCUUUCAACCUCUCGCUCCCGUCGAUCGCCCAGUCUCUCCCGCCUGCGUACGGCAUGGCAGGCUACGGCCAGGCGCCGAUAGACCACUCGAACCCGGCCAUGGCGCGGUACGGCCCGCCGCAGCCGCACGCCGCGACGACGGACGCCAACGCGAUCCCUGGGCCGUCGACCGCCAUGUCGCUCUCCCACCCGCGGUCGAUCACCCCUCUCGCGCCAUCUGCCCCGCACUUGAACGCUGCGGACGCCCCCCGGAACGGCUUCGAGGACGGCUUUGGCAGCUCGUCGGCGCGGCAGGGACAGCAGGGCGGGUCGAGCGGCACCCCCAAACGCAAGGAGCCGAAGGACGCCGCGACUCGCAAGUACCAGUGCAGCGAGUGCGACCAGAAGUUUGCGCGGCCGAGUGCGCUCGCGACCCACAUCCUCACGCACACUAAGGAAAAACCGUUCACCUGCGUCACGUGCAAUCGAGGGUUCGCGGUCAUGUCCAACCUUCGGAGGCACUGUCGGGUCAGGAAUCACGCACUGGCGCCGUCGCAAGAGUCGUCGCACGCCAAGCGGACCGACUCGGCGAGCGGCCACCAGCAACGAAGGUCUAACGACUCGCCUGCGACGCACAGCAACGGGUUGCAGUCUGCCCCGCCCGCCGUGCCCCAUCACCUCGUCGACGGCCACGGAGGCGGACACCUCGGCAUGAGCCCGCCCUUACAGACCGCAACAUCGUCGUUGUCGCUCCCGCCUCUUCCAUACACUUGA
Molecule: messenger RNA, 1425 nt
Organism: Rhodotorula toruloides NP11
Lineage: Eukaryota; Fungi; Basidiomycota; Microbotryomycetes; Sporidiobolales; Sporidiobolaceae
Product: zinc finger, C2H2-type domain containing protein
Exons: 4
Coding region: 1-1425 (474 amino acids)
Biological process (GO): regulation of DNA-templated transcription
Molecular function (GO): RNA polymerase II cis-regulatory region sequence-specific DNA binding; DNA-binding transcription factor activity, RNA polymerase II-specific
Source: RefSeq, a predicted model, not a curated record